Talaromyces atroroseus is the source of this 834-nucleotide messenger RNA. RefSeq lists its product as hypothetical. Bases 1 to 834 code for a protein of 277 amino acids. NCBI's taxonomy places the organism in Eukaryota, Fungi, Ascomycota, Eurotiomycetes, Eurotiales, Trichocomaceae. Gene Ontology annotation, biological process: mycotoxin biosynthetic process. The transcript is spliced from 4 exons. The record is from RefSeq and is a predicted model, not a curated record.
AUGUCUUCAGAGAGCUACCAGCGCAUUGCGCAGAAGCCCGAGGAAGAAGGGUUUCUCGAAGGCGAGUCUGGAGAAGAGCCUAUAACCAUCUCAAACCUGCGAUUGAGUCAUCGAAAGCAGCAGCGACUGAUUGUGGCUCAAUGGAUUCUCUUGAUUUUACUACUCAUGGCAGUCGUGGGUAUGCUUUGGAAAGGCCAAGCAGUGCAAGCGGGUUGUCCGUAUAAGAGUAAAGAUGGAACACUACCAGAUCAUGUUUACUCACCUGCUGAGAACGCAAUUCGAUACAAGAAUCUCGCCUUCACAACUAGCAUCAGCCCACAUUUGACUAAGUACCAGGGGCCUCCAACCCCAGAAAACUUGGCAGCCUGGGAGGAUCUUUACAGCUGUAGGUUCCUGUUGGCACUUGGCGUUAGUAGGAUUCCAAUGAGCGAAGCGGCUAAACUGGUGAAUAAAACCGUACCCAUUCCCGACUACCCAGGGGAAUACGUUAUACAACUCGACGUAUUCCAUCAGCUUCACUGUUUGAACAUGAUUCGACUCAAGCUCUGGGCUGGAGAGGGACCGGAGUAUUAUCUCGGCGUCAACGAGACCUUGAUGGACAUGGACCAUCUCGACCACUGCAUUGACUCCAUGCGGCAGAGCUUCAUGUGUUCCUCGGACAUUUCGCCCAUCACCUGGAAGUGGGUCGAAGACUCGCAGAGCGCUAGAGGCCUUCUUACGACGCUGCAUACUUGCCGCGACUUUGAGGCCAUUAGGGAAUGGGCACUGGAGCAUGAGGCUAAAAGCUUUGAUAUAUAUACACAUGUUCCCGAUCCACUGGAGGACAGCACAUGA